AUGGCGACUAGUGAUAACGUGAUCCGUGCGGGAUUAACUCCUAAAUUCAAAGAUGUUGAUGUACUUUUGAAUAUGUUAACUUAUCGUUAUGGAAGUGCCAAAUCACAAAUUUUAAAUCCAAUUCCGUAUAAGAAUCAUAAAUCAACUACUUUGUACGAUCCACCGAUCGAGGAAUUUUCCGUUAGCAUGACUCGACUUAAUUCUCUAGAAAAAAGAGAAGUGUUCGAUGGAAUGCCAGGUCCUAGUAUCAUAAUCGUUACUAAUGGAAAUGGAGCUAUGACAGCUGAUGAAACAUCAGAAUUAUUAGAACCUGGAAGUGUAUUUUUCGUUGGUGCUAAUGUUCCAAUUAUGGUCGAAGCGGCAACAGGUAGUGAUGGAUUGGACUUCUUUCGAGCAUUUUGUACUUUAAAAUGA
Funneliformis caledonium is the source of this 414-nucleotide messenger RNA. Lineage: Eukaryota; Fungi; Glomeromycota; Glomeromycetes; Glomerales; Glomeraceae. The record is from the annotation of a GenBank genome assembly.